CAAGUCCUCUCAUUUUCAGACUCCUGUGGGAUCUGCUCCUGCAGUUUCUUUCCAUAAGGGUGUUAGCCAAAAGGCUUCCAGACCUCGUCCCAGACAAGACGGCUGGAUUCCUCCUUGGGACCUGCUCCUGCAAUCCAGAACCAAAGAGUGAGGGGGAGAAAGGUUGCUGAUACGAAUGGGCGGCUUCUGCCUCUUCCGGGACCUCCUUUGAGACUCCAGAGCCUCACCUGACUUUUCCAGAGAGAGACAGAGAGGGAGGCAACAGACUCCUUCCGCCCUCCGCAGAGGACGGUCCUGGGGCCGGAGAGUUGGGGAGGGAGUGAGACCAGAGCUGUUGCCCAGAACCCGGAGGGAGAGAGGAGGAGACGCUUUGCCAGACGGAGGCGCGUCGCAGAGAACUCAAACUUUGGCGGCAACCACCCUGGGGCUGAACGUGACAAAGCAAGAAGAUGGCCGAGAUUAACACCCAGAUCUCCCACCCUGCGGUAAGAACCAUGGACAGAGAUCUUGACCACGUUGAAAAUGGCCUCAGCAGGGUCCACUCGCCGAGCAAGGAGACUUCGUCAGAACUGAAGCAGGAGAUCGCCAUGGAGACCAGAGGACUGGCAGAGUCCAGGCGAAGCUCCUACACCAGCCAGGGGCCCGCUAGGAUGUCUCGCCUGAUCAUCUCACUGCGAGCCUGGACUACCAGGCACUUACACCAUGAGGCCCAGAGAACGGACUCCUUCCUGGAGCGUUUCCGUGGAGCUGAGCUCAAGGAGGUGUCCAGCCGAGAAAGCAAUGCCCAGUCAAAUGUGGGCGGCCAGGAGCCACCAGACAGAGGAAGAAGAAACAAGGACAGCGUGGUGGUGGACCCCUCCGGCAACAUGUACUACCGCUGGUUGACUAUCAUUGCCCUGCCUGUCUUCUAUAACUGGUGUCUUCUGGUGUGCAGGGCCUGUUUCGAUGAGCUACAGUCCGAGCACGUGAUGCUGUGGCUGGUCCUGGACUACUCGGCAGAUGUCCUCUAUGGCUUGGAUGUGCUGGUGCGAGCCCGGACAGGCUUCCUUGAGCAAGGCUUGAUGGUCAGGGAUGCCCAGAGGCUUUGGAAGAAUUACACAAAGACCGUGCAUUUCAAGCUGGACAUGUUGUCCCUGGUCCCCACAGACCUGGCUUAUUUUAAGUUCGGUAUAAACUACCCAGAACUGAGGUUCAACCGCCUAUUGAAGUUUGCCCGGCUCUUUGAGUUCUUCGACCGCACAGAGACAAGGACCAACUACCCCAAUUUGUUCAGGAUCGGGAACUUGGUCUUGUACAUCCUCAUUAUCAUCCACUGGAAUGCCUGCAUCUACUUUGCCAUUUCCAAGUUCAUUGGUUUUGGGACAGAUUCCUGGGUCUAUCCAAACAUCUCAAACCCAGAGUAUGGACGCCUUUCCAGGAAAUACAUUUACAGUUUCUAUUGGUCCACCUUGACCCUGACCACCAUCGGGGAGACCCCACCCCCUGUGAAAGAUGAGGAGUAUCUGUUUGUGGUCAUAGACUUCCUAGUGGGCGUCCUGAUUUUUGCCACCAUUGUUGGCAAUGUGGGCUCCAUGAUCUCGAACAUGAAUGCUUCACGGGCCGAGUUCCAGGCCAAGAUUGACUCUAUUAAGCAGUACAUGCAAUUCCGCAAGGUGACCAAGGACUUGGAGACACGGGUGAUCCGGUGGUUUGACUACCUGUGGGCCAACAAGAAGACGGUGGAUGAGAAGGAGGUGCUCAAGAGUCUCCCAGACAAACUGAAGGCCGAGAUCGCCAUCAAUGUGCACCUGGACACUCUGAAGAAGGUCUGCAUCUUCCAAGACUGUGAGGCAGGGUUGCUGGUAGAGCUUGUGCUCAAGCUGCGGCCUGCAGUGUUCAGCCCAGGCGAUUACAUCUGCAAGAAGGGGGACAUCGGGAGGGAGAUGUACAUCAUCAAAGAGGGCAAGCUGGCUGUGGUGGCUGAUGAUGGGAUCACCCAGUUCGUGGUCCUGAGUGAUGGAGGUUACUUUGGGGAGAUCAGCAUCUUAAACAUCAAGGGGAGCAAGUCAGGGAACCGCAGGACAGCCAACAUCAGGAGCAUCGGCUACUCAGACCUGUUCUGCCUUUCCAAGGAUGAUCUGAUGGAGGCUCUCACCGAAUACCCGGAAGCCAAGAAGGCCCUGGAGGAGAAGGGACGGCAGAUCCUGUUGAAGGACAACCUGAUUGAUGAGGACCUGGCCAAGGCCGGAGCAGACCCCAAGGAUAUCGAGGAGAAGGUGGAGCACCUGGAAUCCUCCCUGGACACCCUGCAGACCAGGUUUGCACGGCUCCUGGCUGAGUAUAACGCCACCCAGAUGAAAGUGAAGCAGCGUCUCAGUCACCUGGAAAGCCAGGUGAAGAUCUGUGGGAGUGACCCUCGGUCUGACGGGGGUGCUCCUGGGGAGGCUGAGAAAACAGAGACCAAACAAGAGUGAGAGGCAGAGGUCCAUGCGUGUCCUCCUUCCCAGAGUCAGCCGUUGGUGUGAUGCACAGUGACCGCAGAUAAACGGCCCAGGACUCGGUGAGGUUGCAUUCCCGUUCUCCUUACCCUUUGUAGGCCAUGUGGCCCUGGGAGAGAGCCUCAGUUUCCUCAUUUAGGAAGGGGGGCUCAUCCUGUCAGCCCCAGUUAAGUGGCAGGUUAUUGUGAUAUCCCCAUGGAACACUUGCAUGGGGCAGGGUUUGGUGCAGUGUGAGGUGUCCCCAGUCCACGAAUACGAAAGUGUGGGCACAGAACCCUUAUUUGUUUUUAAUCCAUGGGGAACUUUUAGACUUUUGAACCUUAUUUUCUUGUAAAUGGAAGAUUAUUUAGUCACCCACCCCCUCGCAUGCCCCACGCCACCACCUUCUGAUAAGGGAGAUGUAACAGAAGCUAGAAGUGCAACGUGGGAUCUCAAAUUCAACCUUACACGAGACGGUUUGGGGCACAUUUCUGAAUCUCAUUUCUCCUAGCGUGCUCUUUGGGAUUCUAGAAAUCCUGGCCUUUGGUCAUGCUGUGAUAAGCAUAAGGGAUGAAGCCAAGUCACCCCAUUUGAGGUCACUUCGAGCCUUUGAAGCAAACCCAGACUCCCUGCCGUCCAGCCCCCGUGAAACCCCGAGAACAUCUCGAUGAGGGAAAGAAACAUCUUCUAAUUCACCAGAGGGGUUUGAAGACAGCCUCUCCCCUCAUUUCUGAGUCAGGAACAGGGGCAGCCUGUUCUGGGUUGAGGGGGAGAGUUAUGUUCGGGGGAGAGCCUUUCAGGUUGGAGGUGGGGGUCCUUAGUCAACCAAUGCUGCCAACUAGAACUUUUAGAAGACCAGACCUUUAGGCCAUAUCUUUGCAAACUGCCUCUCCACUCCAAGAGGAAGCCUCACUCUCCUUUGGAAUCAUAUCCAGUGGCAAAGCUCUCAUCUAGGCGGAAGUGUGCCCAGGACAGGACCUCCCUUUUUACUUUUUUUAUCCAGUAAAUAGAAUUCCAUUACCAUUGUAUAAGAUGUUUCUAUAUUUGGGCUCUAUGAUUAUGAAUUAUAACCUUAAGGGCCUAUCCUUCUCUUAAAUACACAUUGUAAAUUACCCAAAGGUGAGUCAUUCUUCUGAUACAGAGAAGCCACAUGUGAAGGUUUCCUUCUCUCUUCUCUUUCUCCUUCCUUUCCUCCUCCCUCUCUCCCUCCCUCCCCCCACCUUCCUUCCUUCUCUCUUUCUCUGCUGUUCCAACUUCUCCUCUUCUUCUGCUUCCUCUUUCUUCUCAGAAAAAAAAAAUGCCCCAUUUUGCUUCAGCAACUUUGAAGUUUAUAAUCCAUAUGCUACAUAACUGGGCCCUAAUGUAGUUCAUACAAAAGGUGCUGCAUUUUCAAGUAUGUAUUUUGGAUUUAUAUGGGUCUCUUCUGGUUUUUAUUAUGGAUCAUUUAGCCAUUUUAACUUUCUAAAAUGAAUUUAAAAGGACUAUUAAAGGAAGAUGUGAUCCAAGCUCACACCAUCAACAAAUUGUAACUAGCAAUGUAUUCUCAAAAUGCAUAUAUUUUAAAAGCCUUAACUAUUAAUUAUAUAUACAUUUAUAUUUGCACAGGAAAGAGACCUGGAUUAAAAAAAUAUUGAAUGA
Zalophus californianus (California sea lion) is the source of this 4094-nucleotide messenger RNA. RefSeq names its product cyclic nucleotide gated channel subunit alpha 3 (gene CNGA3). The transcript has 8 exons. Gene Ontology annotation, molecular function: intracellularly cAMP-activated cation channel activity; intracellularly cGMP-activated cation channel activity; protein-containing complex binding. Bases 450 to 2453 code for a protein of 667 amino acids. Gene Ontology annotation, biological process: monoatomic cation transmembrane transport. Gene Ontology annotation, cellular component: intracellular cyclic nucleotide activated cation channel complex; plasma membrane. NCBI's taxonomy places the organism in Eukaryota, Metazoa, Chordata, Mammalia, Carnivora, Otariidae. The record is from RefSeq and is a predicted model, not a curated record.